This is a messenger RNA of Chelmon rostratus (copperband butterflyfish), 1238 nucleotides long. It is a transcript of the gene nkx2.5, whose product is annotated as NK2 homeobox 5. Gene Ontology annotation, molecular function: RNA polymerase II cis-regulatory region sequence-specific DNA binding; DNA-binding transcription factor activity, RNA polymerase II-specific. Bases 22 to 996 code for a protein of 324 amino acids. The transcript has 2 exons. Gene Ontology annotation, cellular component: nucleus. The record is from RefSeq and is a predicted model, not a curated record. Gene Ontology annotation, biological process: cell differentiation; regulation of transcription by RNA polymerase II. NCBI's taxonomy places the organism in Eukaryota, Metazoa, Chordata, Actinopteri, Chaetodontiformes, Chaetodontidae.
UUGCUUUUGGAGUUCUUGGCAAUGUUCCCCAGCCCCUGCACGUCCACUCCCUUCUCUGUAAAGGACAUAUUAAACCUGGAGCAGAGUCAUGACGUUUUGGUGUCUUCUCUGGACGUCUCCUCUCGUAUGGACUGCAGCACCGCGCCGACCUCCUCCUCUUCCUCCUCCUCCUCCUCCUCCUGCAUGCUGACCCGCCUGAAGCAGGAGCCUUUGCGGGACAUGUCGACCGCCGCCUCGCUGUUUGGAGAAGACCUCCACGAGUCCAGAGCCGGCAGAGGCAAUGCGCUCAGCUUCGCUCCUACCUUUUAUGGGAAAUCACUCAUGGAGAUGGAUAUAAUUAAAGAUGGGAAAUCAGACGCGUUUGAGGGGAAACGUAGAAAAGAGGAGUUCAGUCCUCCGGCUGAGCCUGUGGAGGACAUAAAACCCGAAGAUCCGGACCGACCAAAGCCGCGGAGGCGCAGAAAGCCGCGGGUCCUCUUCUCCCAGGCGCAGGUGUACGAGCUGGAGCGCCGCUUCAAGCAGCAGAGAUACCUGUCCGCCCCGGAGAGAGACCACCUGGCCGGCGUGCUCAAACUCACCCCGACCCAGGUGAAGAUCUGGUUCCAGAACAGGAGGUACAAGUGCAAGCGGCAGAGGCAGGACCAGAGCCUGGAGAUGGUGUCCCUGCCGCCGCCCAGGAGGGUGUCGGUGCCGGUGCUGGUGCGGGACGGGAAGCCUUGUCUGGCGGCAGACACAGCCACCUACAACCCCUCUUACAGCAUGGGCCACAUCAACCACUUCACUUACAACAACUACCCAGCUUUCAGUAACUACACCAGCCCCGGCUGCAACACGAACUAUGGGUGCAAUUACCCUGCAGCCACAAUGCAAACUAUGCAAGGAUCCUCCACAAACGGGAAUUACAUGAACUUUGGGGUGGGGGACUUGAAUAAUGUGCAGAACACGUUUUCCUCCAGUAACGGGGUGUCCUCGCUACAUGGCAUCAGGACGUGGUAAACAGAUAAAAGCCCAACAUCAAACACUCGUAUUAUCUAUUCAGUUUGACGGGGAUGUUUCUGACUGCAUGCAUUUUUAAACGAGUCGAGACUUCGCGGAGUUUGUGUAACCUCUCGGAUAUUUAACAGCUUACUUUUGGUAGUUUUUCGUUUUUGUUUUCCGCACCAGUUUUUGUCUGAAUAACCUUCAUUUUUAUUUAUUUUCCAGACUUGAGCGCAGAUCUGUCAUUGGAGCGAAAAAAA